Molecule: messenger RNA, 567 nt
Organism: Stylonychia lemnae
Lineage: Eukaryota; Ciliophora; Spirotrichea; Sporadotrichida; Oxytrichidae
Source: the annotation of a GenBank genome assembly
AUGCCAAAGAAGUACACGAACUACAGCAAAACCGCUAAAUCACCUAAGAGACCAUUUGAAAAGGAGAGACUCACCAACGAGUUGAAAGUCAUCGGAGCCUAUGGCUUGAAGAACAAGAGAGAGGUGUGGAGAGUCCAAUUUACUCUUGCCAAAAUCAGAAAAGCUGCUAGAGAUUUACUAACCUUAGAUGAGAAAGAUCCUAGAAGAGUCUUCGAAGGUGAUGCCCUUAUCAGAAGAAUGGUUAGACUCGGAGUGCUCAAGGAGAACGAGAGAAAGCUCGAUUACGUCUUGGGUCUUACCCUUUCCCAAAUCAUGGAGAGAAGACUUUAAACCCUUGUCGCCAAGAGAAAGCUCGCCAAUUCCGUCCAUCACGCUAGAGUUCUUAUCAGACAAAGACACAUCGCCGUUGGAAAGCAACUCGUUAACAUCCCAAGUUACUUGGUUAGAGUGAGCUCAGAACAACACAUCCAACUCGCCCCAACCUCAGUCUUCAAGACUGGUAAACUCGGAAGAACCAAGACCAAGAAGUCAAGAAAGGGAGCUGAUGCCGGUGCUGACGACGAAUGA